Adineta ricciae is the source of this 360-nucleotide messenger RNA. The record is from the annotation of a GenBank genome assembly. NCBI's taxonomy places the organism in Eukaryota, Metazoa, Rotifera, Eurotatoria, Adinetida, Adinetidae.
AUGGCCUUUCAUGAUGAAGUCGAAAUCGAAGAUUUUGAAUUCGAUGAAGAAUCCGAAACGUACUACUGGCCGUGUCCAUGUGGAGAUCGAUUUCAGAUUACAAAAGAAGAACUUGAAAGUGGGGAAGAUGCUGCUCGGUGUCCUAGCUGUUCAUUGGUCGUCCGAAGCAUUCAUGGAAAAGACAUCGAAUUUGAAGCAGAAAACAUCGCCAGCGAUGGAAAAAACGACAUGAUCGAUUCAUUAAGCUCUUGUUUUCUAUCUUGUUACUUCUUUUUUUUCAAUCGUUGCACACAAAACGAUCUUCGCACUGCGUGUCAUUCACUUCCUACACGUGUCGUCGAACGAAAGGAAGGAAAAUGA